CGGGCCUGCACGGCGGGUGCGGAAACGCCGCUGGAAGCGUGCGGGCGCGGAUAGACAUCAUGCCGCUCGAACUGGAGCUGUGUCCCGGGCGUUGGGUGGGUGGGCAGCACCCUUGCUUCAUCAUCGCGGAAAUCGGCCAGAACCACCAGGGCGACCUGGACAUCGCCAAGCGCAUGAUCCGCACUGCCAAGGAGUGCGGGGCUGACUGCGCUAAAUUUCAGAAGAGCGAGUUGGAGUUCAAGUUUAACCGGAAGGCCCUGGAGAGACCAUAUACUUCGAAGCAUUCAUGGGGGUCGACAUAUGGGGAGCAUAAACGGCAUCUAGAAUUCAGCCACGCCCAGUACAGGGAGCUGCAGCGCUAUGCGCAGGAGAUUGGCAUCUUCUUCACUGCCUCUGGCAUGGACGAGAUGGCGGUUGAGUUUCUGCAUGAACUGAAUGUCCCGUUUUUCAAAGUUGGAUCUGGCGACACUAACAAUUUUCCUUAUCUGGAGAAGACAGCCAAGAAAGGUCGUCCUAUGGUGAUCUCCAGUGGGAUGCAGUCGAUGGACACCAUGAAGCAAGUCUACCAGAUCGUGAAGCCCCUCAACCCCAACUUCUGCUUCCUCCAGUGCACCAGCGCGUACCCACUGCAGCCAGAGGAUGCCAACCUGCGCGUCAUCUCGGAGUACCAGAAGCUCUUUCCCGACAUUCCCAUAGGGUAUUCCGGACAUGAGACAGGCAUCGCCAUAUCCGUGGCUGCAGUGGCUCUGGGGGCCAAGGUGUUGGAACGCCACAUAACUUUGGACAAAACUUGGAAGGGGAGUGACCACUCGGCCUCGUUGGAGCCUGGAGAGCUGGCAGAGCUGGUGCGGUCCGUGCGCCUGGUGGAGCGGGCAUUGGGCUCCCCAGUCAAGCAGCUGCUGCCCUGUGAGGUGGCCUGCAACGAGAAGCUGGGCAAGUCUGUGGUGGCCAAAGUGAAAAUCCCAGAAGGCACCAUCCUGACCCUGGACAUGCUCACCGUGAAGGUGGGAGAGCCCAAAGGCUAUCCUCCUGAAGACAUCUUCAGCCUCGUGGGCAGAAAGGUGCUGGUCACUGUGGAAGAAGAUGACACAAUCAUGGAAGACUCUGUGGAAAAUCACAGCAAGAAAAUCAAGUCUUAAAAUAAAGUGCCUCUCUCUGGCUUCUCAGCCACCAUGCUACUACUGUCCAGUGUGUUGGGUAUACCUGUCACAGCAGCCACCUGUGUCCAGCCCAUUGGAAAGGAAGGACCAAUGAGGCCUUUCUACUCUGAGGUGUCCAGCCAGAGAAGGCAGCCCUGAGCAAACGUAGCUCCUUUAGGGUUUCUGUGAGGCUGUUUUCGUCUUAACCCUUCAUGUUCCCACCCUACAUAGCAACUCCAGGAACCUCACAGACAGCUGGGUUCCUCAGAGUACCAAAUAGUGGUCGCUUACAUUAGACUCUCCCGAGGCCUUGUGGGCAGAGGCAAGCGCUCCUGUCUCUGAGUGAAGGUUGGUAGGAAGAGAGCAGUCGAUUUUCCCUUUGGCAAACCCUCAGGGCAGCCUUACUCAGAGGGUAGUGCACGCUACACCAUGGUACACUUGGUCCAUGAGGUGACCCUUAGAAAGGGGAUGUGAGCAGGGAGGAACAGUCUGGGUAAGGGGUAGUGGUGUGGGGCGUGGAGCUGGCAUGCCGUAAGUGUGAGGGGGGUGCAGAAAUCAUCUCUGCCAUAAUCCCCAGUGUCUUGUCACAGAUGACAGAUGACAACUCAGGCACAAAGCCUCCACUGUUCGACUUCUUUAAGCUGGGUGAACUUUUUAUAGAGGUUCAUUGUCACGUUGCACUUUGUUCUUUGCUGAAUCAGAGCUGGAAUUAAUUUGUUCUUUUCAAGUGUCUUCUCGUCUACAUUUUAUUUUUAAAAAAUUUACUUGUUUGUUUUUUAUUUUUCUGAGACAAGAUCUCACUCUAUAUCCCUGCCUGACCCAGCACUUGCUUUGUAGACCAGACUGGACUCGAACUCCAAGAUCCGCCUGCCUCUGCCUCCCGAGGG
This is a messenger RNA of Chionomys nivalis (European snow vole), 2026 nucleotides long. It is a transcript of the gene Nans, whose product is annotated as N-acetylneuraminate synthase. The record is from RefSeq and is a predicted model, not a curated record. Lineage: Eukaryota; Metazoa; Chordata; Mammalia; Rodentia; Cricetidae. The transcript is spliced from 6 exons. Gene Ontology annotation, molecular function: N-acylneuraminate-9-phosphate synthase activity. Gene Ontology annotation, biological process: carbohydrate biosynthetic process. The coding region runs from base 60 to 1139 and encodes 359 amino acids.